Molecule: messenger RNA, 5955 nt
Organism: Chironomus riparius
Lineage: Eukaryota; Metazoa; Arthropoda; Insecta; Diptera; Chironomidae
Source: the annotation of a GenBank genome assembly
UAGCAUUCUUAAUGAAUCAAAAAAUGCAAUUUAGUGAAAAUUUUUAAUUAGCAUCUACAAAACACUUCUAUAGAAGCAAAGAAAUCAAACUAAAACAUUUUACCCCAAAAUUUGCUGGAAAAAAGAACAAAAAAAAAUUAAAAAAAUAAUAAAAAUGAGUCUUCAAAGUGAACCAAAAUCAUUUAAAAUGAUAAUUUUUGCAAUACUUCUUCAAAUUUGUUCCGUAAUAUCGUUAGAUGGAGUGCAUUUACACUUUAAUAAGCGAGAAGCUGACUAUACGUUAGAUGAUUCAUUUUGGAAUGAAGAAAGUCCAGUUGGAAACCUAUCAAAUCUAACAGGCGAUUAUUUAGGGGAAGUAGAGCGACUGUUGAAAGAAUAUAGACAAAACCAAGAAUUGGUUCGAAAAAUCGGAGGGAAUUUUUACCAAAUAAUCUAUCCAGUACAAUUAAGGCACCAUGAAAAAAUGGGUAUUUCAACACGUGAAGUAGGAGGAUCAAAGGGUGGAAAUAGUGGUUAUGGUUCAGGAAGAGGACGAACGAGGACGGGAAAGCACUUUCAUCGUACUUCUCUUUUAAUUAAAGCAUUUAAUCAUAAAUUCCGUCUAGAUCUUGAGUUAAACACGCAACUAUUAGCACCUAAUAUACAACAAAAGCAUAUUCUGCCAAGCGGAUAUCCUCAAGAUUCCCAUCGAGAAAUUGAACACUGCUACUAUCAUGGCACAGUUAAAGAUUAUCCUGGUGCAACUGCUGCAUUUCAUACGUGCAACGGAGUCAGUGGUGUCAUACACGUUGGAAAUGAAACAUUCGUUAUUCAUCCGUUUUAUGGUGGAGAUUUAUCGAAACACCCACAUGUUAUAUUUGAGGCUCGCACAAAACAAAACAAAGGAUGUGCUAAUUCUGGCAAUUUAGAAUGGCGCAUUCCUCGACGACAACAGCACUUUACUGGAUUUAUGGAUAAGCCUGAUAGAAAUGGUGCUGGACGAUUCAAACGUGAUGUUCGUGAUGCUACAAAAUAUAUUGAAACGGCUAUAAUUAUAGAUAAAGCAAUGUUUGAUAAGAGGAAUGGAAGUACGCGAGCUGAAGUUGUUCAUGAUGCAAUUCAAGUUGCCAACAUUGCAGAUCUUUACUUCCGUACGUUAAAUACUCGAGUGUCUGUGGUAUACAUUGAGACGUGGCAAGGUCAAAAUCAGGCACAAAUCGAUGGCAGUAAGGAUAUUAGUAAAGCUGUUAGUAAUUUUAAUGACUAUACAACCAGAAAGUUGCACUCUAUCGAUAAAGACACAACACAAUUGUUAACGGGUGAGAUGUUUGUAGGCGGAGAGGCUGGAAUGUCAGUACCCGAAACUGUAUGCACGCCAAAAGCUGUUGGAAUAAGUGUUGAUAUUAAUACAUAUGAGCCGCAUUUAUUAGCUGGUACGAUGGCACACAUGAUUGGUCAUAAUAUUGGCAUGGGUCAUGAUGACAACCGAGAUGAGUGUUACUGUAGAGACUGGCAUGGAUGUAUAAUGGCACAAUCAAUUAUUGGUUUAGAGAAUGUUCAACCAUACAAGUUUUCCGAAUGCAGUCGCUCAGAUUACAUUGAUGCACUCCGUAUUGGUCAUGGCUUGUGUUUAUUAAAUAAACCUAAUGAAGUUGGGCUCGGUUCACGACGAAAUUGUGGCAAUGGCCUUAUUGAAGAUGGCGAAGAGUGUGACUGUGGAUCAUUUGAUGACUGUAGCAAACGAGAUCCAUGUUGUGACCCAAUUACAUGUAAACUUGUGAAGGAAGCAGAAUGUGCAAGUGGUCCAUGUUGUGAAAAUUGUCAGCUUAAAACACCUGGAUCCAUAUGUCGUGAGGCGCAUAAUGAAUGUGAUUUACCUGAAAUGUGUACAGGAGAAUCAGGUCAAUGUCCACCAGAUGUAUAUAUGAAAAAUGGCAGUCCAUGUGGAGCAACUAAUAUUGAAAAAGCAUCAGGUUAUUGUUUUAAUGGCAUGUGUCCAACGUUGGGUGUACAAUGUGAAAAAAUUUGGGGCUAUGGAGGAGGAGCUGCUGAAAAGCAAUGUUAUGAACAAUUUAAUUCCAAGGGUUCAAUGAAUGGCCAUUGCGGUAUGGAUCAAACAGGUCGUUACAUUAAAUGUGAACCAGAAAAUGUUCAAUGUGGAUCUUUACAAUGUAAAGAUGGUGAUUCAACCCCAACAAUUGAGGGUAUGGAUCAACUGUAUUCUAGAACAAUAAUUUCAAUUAGAGGCAUCGAGUAUGAGUGCAAAUCCACAAGUGGAACUCUUAGUGAACUCCAUGAUUUUCCUGAGCAUGGCUUAGUACGUGAUGGAACUCCCUGUGGCGAAAAUCUUGUUUGUGUAAAUCAAACGUGUGUUAGUAUAUUUCCUUACAUAGAUACAUCAAAAUGUCCGGCAGGCCAUAACAAUUUAGAGUGUUCAGGAAAUGGCGCUUGUACAAAUACAAAUAAAUGCCACUGUGAAUUCGGUUGGACAGGAACAGAUUGUUCAGCAGCAUUAGCCGUAACUUCGACAAUUGCAUCAGCAACAGCACCAGUAACCGAAGGGAGCAUCAAGAUGGAAAGAAAAGAGACACCAUACGAAAAUUAUCAUGGUUCAAAUACAGGGUUCUUAGUUGCAGUUCUAGUUUCGGUUGUCAGCGGUGUUUUCAUAACAUUUGCUUUAGUCGCUUUGUGCUACAGGUCAGUUGUAGUACACAAAAACAUCGCCUUAUGCUUAAGACGAAAAACGACUAGAUUGAAAUAUGAUCCACCAUAUGCUAAAAAGCCGAUGGCAAAAUAUGUAGCAUCAAAUUCUAAUGCCAACCAUCACACAAUAGAGGAAAUGUCCUUAGAUCCAACCAAUAAAUACAAUAAUCAAAUGUUCAAUAAUCAAAAUCAAUUUGGAACUCAAAAGUUACAAAUUCGAAGGAUGACAGGUACGGGAGCAGAAGAAGAGCCAAUGCAUUCAGGAGCCAAUGCGGUAUCGGAUGUUGAACAUACACUAAAGACUUUAAAUGGAUACCAUGAAGAUAUAUUGGAAGCUUUAAAGAAUGCGGUACAGCAAAGAAGUUCAGGAAAUACACCAUCAGGAAGUAUUAGUGAAGAAAUAUUAAGGAAAACAUUACAGGAAUGUGCGGCAGGCACAUUAGGGUACGGUCGCGGUAGCUCAAGAAAUAGUUCUAGAGAAAAUAUUUGUGAAAAUAAUACACAAUUAAAUCCAAUUUUAAAUGACGGUGCUGGAGCAAUGUUAUUCCAUCAUCGGUCCCAGCAACAAUUACAUCAACCUCAACAAGCACCAGUAACAAAUCCACAGCAAUCUAUGCAACAACCGGGUCAGCAAUCAAUGAAUCCUGACGACGAGGUUGGUCCAUUAAGAAUACGUAACUUAGAAGAUUUAAUAAGACAAUUGGAGCAUCACUCAUCGCGUCAUAUGAGCCCGACUGCCUCCGAAGACAUUAACAAUAGUUAUGGUAUGUCCGAAACGGAGGCUGAUAGACAUUAUAGAUUAGAAAGUUCUGCUGCAUGCAGUGAAUCAUCUCAUGGUAGCCGUUGUCGACAGCGUUCAUCAGAUGACGAGAAUCGAUUUAUGAGCUAUGGACGUUAUCAGCAGCGCUCAAAUCGACAUCAACACCAUCAGCCUAAUUCACCACAUUCCUUUAAUCAUAUUCAUCAUAGUCAUGCACACCUCUCAUCGCAUGGUCAUUCAUCGCAUCAUUCGUCACAUACGCACUUACAUCAGGAUGAAGAAGGCAUUUACGAAAGUGCUGAUCCUCGGGAGCGUAAUGCUAUAGACUUAAGAGACGCUAAUGAUAGUGAGAGCUCAACAACAAUUAGCCCGAUGGGCUAGUGAAGAUGUCGUUUCCGUGGUGGUCAUGGAGUCAGAUUCGUCCGUAGUCGUUCCAUCGCCAGUAACCGUAACUCAAAACAUCAUCCCCCACCUUUCCACGCAAAUGCCUCAACCGACUCCUCUCAUUAUCAAUGGGUUAGGUGUAGGAGUUUCCCGGACCGACUAUUAUCCAUCACCGCCAUCGACGACGGAAACAGAAAGCAGCGGAAGUGUGAUGUUAACACAGAGACGAGGAAUCGACGUAAGCGGAGGACCACAGCAGGAGAAUACAGGACGAUAUCCAGAAUAUAAGCACUGAUAGUUACUCAACGAGUUAAAAUUUAAUUAACAGAAAAAAUGAAAAAAGAAAUAAUUACUUAAUUAAAACGAGUAAUAUCACUCACUCACUCUCUAAUUCUAUCUCCUUAUCUCAAAAACUUCAACAAUAUAACAGACUCAAAAGAAAAAAAGGGAAGUUUUUAUAUGCUUUUGUCUUUUUUGUUAAGGGGACCCGAGAACAAAGAAAUCAGUAUUAUAUACAUACACGCUCAAGAACAUUGAGGAUAAAUGAAGUUGCAAAUUGAUUGAUUUUCUUUUUUCCUCAAAAUUUGAUGAAAUAAUAAAAUUUUAUUGAUAAUAGCACACACAAGACAUGAAGAAAACAAUAUGGAACUCACACAUACAGAGUCAUGCAAAACAGAUGCAUCACAUGUGAAUCUAAUUUGAAAUGAUUUUAAUUAUUAACAUGGAUGACAAAUACUUUCUUCAGAAAUUAAGCCCCUCUUUCCCCAAGCAGAAACAUGCAAACACACAAACACAGAAUGUAAUUUAGGAGAAAAAAGUUUAAAAAAUAAUUGUAACGGAAAUUUUGAAUUUAAAAUUUUUAUGCGCGCAUUAUACAAGAGUUUAUGAGCAUUAUACAUGAAUCGGUGCGCAUUGUACGGGUGUUUUUAAAAAUUUAACUGAAUCUGGUGCGCACUAUGCACAUGUCAAAUAAAUGCAUUUAAAUAGUGCGCGUACAAUUUGUUAUUUGUAUAAUACGCAAUAAAUUGACAGGAUCUAAAAUAUUUUUAAAUCCAAAAUUUCCGUUGCAAAAUGUGAUUAGUUUUUAAUACCAGAAGCUACUUAAUAAUAGUGAAUGAUAGAUAAUAUUAAUAACAAUACACUUUGUUAAAUUUAAGGAUUAAUUUUAUUUCAUCCCCAAUUUCCCCAUCUUCCAAAAAUAUGAUGAUUUUGUACUUACAAACAAAAAAUGUACUUUCUGUCUGAUUGACGUCGUUAAAUAAUUUAAUUAAUUAAAUUAAGAUCGAAAUAAACAAAGAAUGAAUGAACCUUGUGUAUAAAAGAAAUCCAAUGAAAAUUCUAAAUCUUUAGCAUCAGUAAACAAAAAAUAUGAAAUGCACUAACCCAAACGUAAUGAUGAAAAAAAAAAUAGGAAAUAGUAUUAAAUUAAGCUCGUGAAAAUAUGUAAUCAUAAAAGAAAUCCACGGUUUUCAUUUGAUUUUUACAACUGAACGGUAACGUGCCAAGAUAAAAAGUACUCAAUAGGAAGCACACAGACACGUUAAUCAUAUGUGCUUGUCGAAAUAAAUAAAAAAAUGCUCACAACAGAUUUUUCUUUAAGAAAAAAUAAUUGUUUUAUUUCACUGAAAUGAAAGAAGGAAUAAAGAGAAAUGAUGAUUUUUGACAUAAGUUACUGAAAGUAUUAAUUUCUUUUAAUCUAGUCAUACAUAUUGAUACGUGCGAUAUCAAUUUUUAUGCAAUUGUGUGAAAACUGCAUGAGUUGAAUUUAAAUUAAUUGAAUUUUCAAUCUGUAAUUUUUAUAGUAUUAAAUUAACAAGCAACACGUAUACAGUAUAUCCGACAAAUGAAAAUCUUUUGUACCUUUAUUCUGUGUGAGUUGAAUUAAAUUUUUUAAAAAUAUGCGAGAGGUUUAUUGAGUUAAAAUGGAUCAAUUGAUUUGAUAAGUAGAUUUACGAGCAGACAAAUUGAAUCAGGAUUAAAUCAAAUUUUUUUGAAAUUGUUUAUAUCCUGCGGGUUCAAUUUCAAAUGUGUGAAAACAGUCAAAAAUUAAAGUUUAAAAAACAACUGUCAAAAAUAAUUUGAAAAAAAAAUUGAUAGUAAUUUGAAUUAUUCAAACAAUUUGAACCGGG